AUGACAACAAUACCAUCAUUUAAAGAUUUAGUUGAUGAACCUUUGAUGGAUCAUUUGACAUCAAAGGAUUAUAAAGAUGUAUACGAACCAGCACAAGACUCUUAUUUAUUUAUCAAUGCUCUUAAAAAGGACCUAGACGAUUUGAAACUAUUAAAUCCUUCAUUUGUUAUAGAGAUUGGAUCAGGAAGUGGAUUUGUAAUUAGUUAUCUUGCAAAGAUAUUAGAGAAUAAUGGGUAUUUUAUGAGUACAGAUAUCAACCCAAUUGCAGCAAGAGUAUCUUCUAGAACUGCAACACACAACAAUGUUAGUUUAGAUGUUAUCAAUACCUCUUUUCUAACGGGUAUCGAGAGAGUUAAAGGAAAGGUUGAUGUGUUACUCUUUAAUCCUCCCUACGUACCAACGGAAUCAGAAGAGAUUGAAGAUGGUGGUAUUGCAGCAUCAUGGGCUGGAGGUAUCGACGGUAGAGAGGUGAUUGACAAGUUACUACCACAAAUCGAUUCGAUUCUUUCACCAAAGGGUGUAUUCUAUAUGGUACUUGUCGAGGAGAAUCAUCCCAAACAAGUUGCUGCUAUUCUUGCAAAUAUUGGAGAACUACAUCUUAGUAGUGUGUGUACACACACCAACGCGCGUUGGAUCAAGUUUGCUCCAAUCAAAGUGUUCUUCUCAUCGACCAUCACGGUUCCAAGUGUUAGAGAUGGUGGAUUUGCUUCCCACAAAUGCUCAACCAAAAAAAAAAAGGUACAACUUCAUACUCAUGAUGAAAAGAAAGGAAGAAGAAGAAUCAAUGAACAAUGCAUUGUAUUGUCAAUCAACAACAAUAAACAUAACGACCCAUCAUCAAUGAUGAUGAACAUAAAACAACAACAAGAAUUCUUUUUUGGAGUGGUUAAAUCAAUACCAAGAUUUGUCGGUGAUCAAUUGGAUAGAUUAACAUUGACAGACAAGUUGGGUAUUGGGUCAGCCGCUGUGGGAUGGACAUUAUAUUCGGCAUCAAGAUCAUUGCAUCGAGAAGAAGAGUUACAAUAUUCUUAUGAUGACUUGGCAGAAGAGUUUAAUCAAAUGUUACUAAAACUAUCAGAGGCGUGUGAUAAUUUCGAGAUGGAGAUGGUCUUGCAGCAACAUACUAAAUUUAGUCAAUACUUUUCAUGGCUAGCAGGUGUGAUGAAAGAUAACUCAGAGUUGUGCCUCAAACUAGACGAAGUUUUUGAAACCCUUUACCGUACCACAAUCUUACUAUUUACUUGUAUUUUUCAAGAUUUGUAUAUAAUGUACCAAGAAAGUCCCCAAGAUGCUAAAGAAAUCAGAUCAUUCUAUUUAUUAAAAGGAAUAGAAUCACAACUUAUGAAUGAUUUGUUUUCAAUUAUGAUAUAUAUUAUGGAAAUUGAUGAUGAAUUAGGGGUGAAGACAUUGGAAGAUGUUUCAAACUUUGCUUCCUCGUCAGGAUUUGAUCACCAUUCUUUUAUAUUUGGUCGUGCAAUUGCCAAGAGUGUAGUGCGAAACCCUCAACGUCAAUAUAGUCAGAGUUGUUUGGAAAUGAUGUUUACACUUUUGUUUCCAAUGGUCAGAGACAAUGCUUCUACGGUUGAUAUCGAUUUGGCGGUUAGAAUAAUAUCAAGACAGGUCAUAAAAAUGGGACUGACUUCAGAUAAUGUGGAAGGGCUUUCUGGAUUCCAUAUAUCACAUAUCAUUCCAACAAGUUGGUAUAUUCAUUAUGAAAAAGUAAUAUAUGGUGCAUUGACUACAUCGUUCACUUGGUACAUGGGUUGGAUGACACCUAUUCAUGGUCUUUCUUCUAUCGUUUUCUUUGAUUUGCUUAGAGGUAGUUAUGUUUUCAGUAAAGGACAAAGUAGAAUUGGAAAGUUUUUAAAGAGUAUGUCUCCUCUUGUCCCAUUCAUCCCAUUGUAUAUAUCGACCAAAAGCAAUUGGAAAUCACUUGUUGCUACCAUGUCUGUUGUAUGUGGUUCAUGGUUGGUACAACCCUAUUCCAACAAACGACAUGAACGUAGAUAUCUAAAUAGUUUCUCCCAUUACUAUGACAUAGAUAUUACCAAUGUGGAUUCAAGAUUGUCUAUUAACUUGGCUUCGAUCCAAUCAGUUUUAGAAAAUAAACUAAUGAAUAAAUAA
Cavenderia fasciculata is the source of this 2124-nucleotide messenger RNA. RefSeq lists its product as uncharacterized. Gene Ontology annotation, molecular function: S-adenosylmethionine-dependent methyltransferase activity; protein methyltransferase activity; nucleic acid binding. The coding region runs from base 1 to 2124 and encodes 707 amino acids. Gene Ontology annotation, cellular component: eRF1 methyltransferase complex. The record is from RefSeq and is a predicted model, not a curated record. NCBI's taxonomy places the organism in Eukaryota, Evosea, Eumycetozoa, Acytosteliales, Cavenderiaceae. Gene Ontology annotation, biological process: methylation. The transcript has 5 exons.